This is a messenger RNA of Podarcis lilfordi (Lilford's wall lizard), 474 nucleotides long. The record is from the annotation of a GenBank genome assembly. Lineage: Eukaryota; Metazoa; Chordata; Lepidosauria; Squamata; Lacertidae.
AUGACAACCCCCUUGCCCCGUUACGACUUCUCCCUCUGGUACUGCCUGGAUGACGACGCCGUCGCCACCGCCAUCUGCCAGCUCCUGGCAGAGCACGGCUUCCGAGGGUACGUUGAGCACCAGGACCACGUGGCGGGGCGGCAGGAGCUCUCAGCGGUGGGCGAGGUCAUCCAGGCGAGCCGCGUGGCCAUCCUCCUCCUGACGCCCCGCUCGGUGGCCGACCCCUGGUGCCGGCGGGUGGCCGAGUGGAACCUCGACCACGCGGUGCACCGGGAGGGGGCGAAGGUCAUCCCCGUCUACGUGGGCGUCUCACGGGAGGAAACUUCCCCUGCGCUGAGGCACCUUAACGGACUUGAGUACGGCGAGAGAUUCUUCAAGCAGAGGCUGCUCUCCAGCCUGCGAAAAGCAGGACCCCACGGGCAGACCCCGCGCCCCUCCGGCGUGAGCGGCACGAAGAAGAGGGCCGGCUUCUGA